Molecule: messenger RNA, 1047 nt
Organism: Trichosurus vulpecula (common brushtail)
Lineage: Eukaryota; Metazoa; Chordata; Mammalia; Diprotodontia; Phalangeridae
Product: UPF0764 protein C16orf89 homolog
Exons: 8
Coding region: 1-1047 (348 amino acids)
Cellular component (GO): membrane; cytosol
Source: RefSeq, a predicted model, not a curated record
AUGUACCUAAUGGGGCUGCUGCUGCUGCUGCUGCCAUUGCUGUUGUCACCUCUAUCUCUCCAACAACAGGACCUCUCAGAGAGCAAGGUGGCCAUGGGGAGGAUGAUCCUUCCUCCCCUGGAGAAAGCCACCUCAUUCCUGGAGAAGAGAUUCAGGGAGCUUAACCUGGAUGGAGUGCUGGGAUUCCUGGUACUGGAAGUGCAACUAAAUGGUGUCUUGGAGAAAUGGGGCCAGGAGCCUGCUCUGAAGCCCCUGAGCCUGAGGGUGGAGAAGAUAGUGAAGAAGUUGUCACCACUCAUCACCAGAGCCACAGUCUACCUCAAGCUCAGUGACUCUAAGUACUUAAAAGAAUUUGAAGAGACUCUACAGCCAGGAUUUUGGAAUCUCCCUCAUUCAUGGAGUCACACAAACAGCUCCAUGAUCUACUCCAAUUUUGACGACUCAGAUAUUUUUUCAGAAGAAUUAAGUGAUUCAUGCAUGACGCUCUUACUAGGAACCAAGAAGGAGGGCUUGCAGCCUUGCACUGUUACAGACCUCUGCAGGGAACUCAUGACUAAACCUGGCUCCGUUGGCUAUGCACUGUCACACCAGCUCCUCUAUUUCCUGCUUGCCAAAAUGAAAGGAUGCUCAGAUGGCCUGUUCCUCCAGUCCAAAUACUACAUGGAUAUUUCGUGUGCUAACAUGAUGGCAUUGAACUUGGAAACUGAAAAAUUUGGAUUCCCAUUCCAGAAUCACGAUCUCUUCAUGGAAAAUAUCAUGUUCUGUGGACUUUCUGGAUACUCAGAUUUCUACAAGCCUAGAUGGCUACAGGCUAUUCUUACCUGGCAGCAACCUAAGGAGGGAUGCUUUGGGGAGCCUUAUGACAACAGAAAACAAUUACCCAGAGCUGGCAAAGACCAACAACAAUCAUUAAGAAGAGUUAAGAGGAGAGACAAAGGAUUUUCAGAUGGGUGUUCUUCCCACAAUACAGCUGUGGCAGUUGCAUCCUUGGGUGGCUUCCUUUAUCACUCUGCAGAACAUUCACCAACCAUCACCAAGCUUCAUUAA